Drosophila melanogaster (fruit fly) is the source of this 1444-nucleotide messenger RNA. RefSeq lists its product as uncharacterized. The record is from RefSeq and is marked reviewed. Bases 242 to 1237 code for a protein of 331 amino acids. The transcript has 3 exons. NCBI's taxonomy places the organism in Eukaryota, Metazoa, Arthropoda, Insecta, Diptera, Drosophilidae.
CCAGUCAACGGGCACAUCUCAAGCGUUGCAGUCGCUUUCCAUGCGAACUUGAUUCCAAACUAUCUCCACUCCUUGGCCAAUUCAGUUGAAGUCUCGUGUAUAUUUAUUUUUUGGCCAACAUCUGCGUGUCUACCAUAGAUUCGCGUGAAAGUGGUCCAAAUCAAUCACUAAAAAACUCAGGAUACAGCUGCAGCUAGUGUUGCAAUUAUCAUACACUAAUCAAAUAGUCACAGCCCUCAUUAUGUUUCUCACAAAGAGUUCAAGUGCGCGGCACUCGUUGCUGCUGCUUCUGUUGGCCUUUUGCUGCCUGAGCAAUGCCUUUGCAGCCAAGAUAACGAAGAAGGUCGAAAAAACGUCGGAAAAGCCAGAGGUGGAGGCUGCUGCAUCGCCAAUCGAGGAGGAAAAUGACGAUGAAGAUGCUGGCGAGGAUGGUGAUGACGACGACGACGACGAGGAGGAGGAGACGGGGGAACCUGCGGUGGAUGCGGCUGACAAAGAAGCUGCAGUAGGGGCAUCGAGUAACAAGAACCCCAAUGCAGUGCAGGCAGCCACGGAUCCCACAGAUCUCAGUGUCUGGGGCAUGGUUCGCACUCUGUGGGGCUGGCUUCGUAGCGAUCUGAGUGAAAGCCUAUUCGGCGAUGACGACGACGGGAAGCCCGCGUCCGGCAGCUCAGCUGUGGAGGGUCGUACCUUUGGCAAAAUCCGCCGUCUUCAAAUGGCUUUGAUACCCAUUAUCUUUAAGUUUGGCGUCCUUUCGGCUAUGGUUGCCUUUCUGGUCGCCAUUGGUAUGAAGUCUCUGUUCCUGCUCAAGGUCUUAGUGGUUAUGAAUGCCAUUGCCAUUCUGGGAAAGUUCAUUACCCUGAAGUCCAGUCUAUUUGGACAGUAUGAGAACACGGCGCCGUCCUUCAAUUACCCGGGCUGGAAUCCUCAUGCCAAGGAGUCGUGGGGCACCACUGGAUUGAGUGGUCAUGGCGCUGGUCAUCCACCCAGCAAGGAGAUUCACCUGCACAUCCACGGAAAUGCCCAGACCCAGGCUCAGCUCGCCGGUCAGGGCUAUCAGUAUGAAUCGCAGUCGGGUGGAUGGGCCAGUCGAUCGGAUCCCUAUGGAGCCUAUGCACCCACGGGCCAAUUCACCGAUAGCCAGCCCGUGGGAGCAGUGGCCGGAGAGGUGCCCAACAAUACGGAUCCCAUGUCCCUGCUGCCCACGAAAUAUCGGGCGAGACAACUCAUCCGCUGAGCAAGAGCUGUUCCACAUGAUGGGAGUUCCACAUGGAAGUCAACGACCACCGCGUUUAAUUAGCUAGCACACAUUUAGUCAGCGACUUUACGAGGACGCAGCUUUACUUACACCUAAAACUAUAGUUACGAGCCUAGUGUUUAAUUAAAUUAUUUGCCCCAAGUAGACUUAAAAUCAAUGAUAAUUUGUAAUAAAUAGUCGUAAUGC